This is a messenger RNA of Sus scrofa (pig), 1613 nucleotides long. It is a transcript of the gene EPSTI1, whose product is annotated as epithelial stromal interaction 1. NCBI's taxonomy places the organism in Eukaryota, Metazoa, Chordata, Mammalia, Artiodactyla, Suidae. The record is from RefSeq and is a predicted model, not a curated record.
CCGCCGCAAGUAUCGAGAAAUCGAAACUCAGCUGUUCAAACAGCUGCCGCCAAACUUCGGAAUCGCCUCUCCAACUUGGGAAUCGCAUCUCCAGACCCGCGAAGCGUCCAGGCGCCUCCAGCAUCCCUCCAGCGGCGGCGGCAGUCCGGGCGCCGCGGGCUCUGAACCAUGUACACUCGCAGUGCGGUGCUGGGCUCGGGGGUCCGAGCCCCCGCUGCCUCCCGCCCUGACCGGGACCCCCCUGAGCGGCGCAGGGAGCUGGGCCCGCCGCAGGGCGCCGGGCAGGGUUUGGAGGCGGCUGCCGAGAGUCCUUCGCGGGAGAGCCUGGAGCACGAGCGCCCGAGGUUCACAGGCGCAUAUACCUUGAUAACACCAACUGAAAAGCGAAGAAGCGAGCUGCAACGGAUGGCUACGAAAGAGCUGGAGGACCUGGAGAGGUGGAAGGAGCAACAGAGGGCAAAGCCCAUUCACCUGGAGCCCAGGCGGCUAGGUGGAAGCCAAUCAGAGGCUGAAGUCAGGCAGAGACAACAACUCCAGCUGAUACAAUCUAAAUACCAGAAAAAGCUAAAAAGAGAAGAACAGAUAAGACUCAAGAAGGAAGCUGAAGAAGCUGAAAUCCAAAAAAUGAAGGUCAUUCAGAGAGAGAAGAGCAAUAAACUAGAGGAGAAAAAACGACAUCAAGAAGAGCUCAGAAGAGAAGCUUUUAGAGAGCAUCGGCAAUACAAAACUACUGAGUUCUUGAGAAGAAUCAACACAGAGUUGCCACCCAGAAGUACCUGUCCAGAGGCUCUUGGUGACUCACAGUCUUCAGCUUGGGCCAGAAGCCGGGCAUAUAUGGAUUCUCGAAAGGAAGAAGAAAAUCAAAAAUUGCAAAAGAUGAAGGAAGUACAACAUCAGAAGAGUGAAUUACUGGAAUUUAAACGACAGCAACAGGAGGAAGAAAGAAUUAAAACCCACCAGGCUGAACGCAGAAGGGUAAAUAAUGCCUUCCUGGACCGACUCCAAGGCGAAAGUCAACCAGGUGGCCUCCAGCACUUUGGAGGCUAUUGGAAUAUGAAUAGUGGUAACAGCUGGGAUAGAUGAGAAAUAUUUGCGUCCAUCUGGCCUUUGUCAAGUGACCUUGAAAAACUGCAUGAGAUGCUUUUUUCUUCAGGCAGCUUUGUUCAGCCUCACUGUUUUUACCUUGACUUCACUGUUGAGCAUCUGGGGGUGGCUGGUUUCUUCCUGUCAUUCGUUACGCGUGUUUGCAGGAACUGAUUGCAGAACUCAUAUUUAAUCUCUACUGCCAGUGAAAUGUUAUGUUAUUUUUCUAAUUGGUUUCGCCUCUUACUGGAAGGCUAAUUACAGCCCUAUUAGUAAGAUGGAAAGGGGGGGAAACUUCGGGUGCUUUCAGGUUCCUGGGAGCAGUGGGCGCUGCAUGCCUGUCUCUCUGAACAGCCAAUUCUUACCUGAUUCUCAGAUCAGGUUGUGGGGGGCGGGGGGUGGGUGCAGGAGUAGCUUUGGCCUCAGUAGAUUUGCAUGCAAGGCACCAAGGUGAGCAAGCGAAAUGAAAGAAAUCUUUUAUAUGCUCUUAAACAAAUUUAUAAAUAAAAUGUGAACGUUUUCUGUGUAAA